GAUGCCCCACUCGACAUCACAGCACGGAGAGACGGAGGAGUAGAGAGAGAGAGAGGUGAAGAGCGACGACGGUGGAUUGCAGCCCGUCGAAAGAAAGGGUCGAGCGACGCCAGAAAUCUCCAUUUCCGAGCACCAGGUUGAUAAUCAAGACAACAAGAUGCCGCGACCUGAAGAUAUAGCCUGGAAAUUCGUGCUUAGACUGGAGGGCAAGAGAUGGCGUUGUCCUUACUGCCAUAAAGAAUCCUCUGGAUCAGUCACAAGAGUGAAAAGUCACUUUCUUAAACAAGCAAAAGAAGGGAUUGCCUAUUGCACAAAAGUGCCAGAGCACAUACGAACACUAAUGGAAUUGUUACUCAAUCAUGAGGUUCGUAACAAAGAGGAUAUAGCUUGGAAAUUCGUCAAUAGAUUGGAGGACAGCAAAUGGCGAUGUCAUUACUGCAGUGUAGAAUUCUCUGGAGACCUGACAGGACUGAAAGGUCACUUGCUUGGAGUCCCAAAUGAAGGGACUUCCAUUUGCACACAAGUGCUGGACCACGCAAGAGCACUAAUGCUGUUGUUACUCGAUGAGGUGGCUGAAGAAGAGAGCAGAGAGGUGGCUGAAGAACAGAGCAGAGAAGCCCACGGUCAAUCCUCCAUCGAACCAAAUUCCCGUGACAUGCCGAGUCAAGCUGAGGUGGCUGAAGAAGAGAUCAGAGAAGCCAACCGUCAAUUUUCCACGGAACCACAGUCGCCUGACAUGCUGUCUCCAGCUGUUCCUCGCUCAUCACAAAGCUUGGAAGAUAUAGAAAACUUAUUCACAACAACAGAGGGGGCGACCGACUUGGGAAACUUAGACUAUAACCUAGAGCGUCAAUUUUAUGAGACUUUGGCAAUGCCGCCACCGGCACAAAAUAUCCAUGGUGAAAGCUUGUCACGUUCAACGAUGGCUUUAGCAGAAGGAGAAUCGUUUCUUCUCGAUUCGCCAUGUCAGCCACAAUGUUCCAAUCGAUCUCCUUAUCCCGAGGAAAUGCAAAUGAAUGACCACCGAACUCCAGCCGGGGCAUUAUCAUUCCAGUAUGUUCCAUUACCUGCUGUAGGUAAUUCAAAUUGCUUCCAGGACUGCAAUGACUCUCAAUUGCAAACUCCAGUGGACGUAAAUCCCUCAAUUACAUCACAGCGUACAAAUCACAUUACUGGGGCACAAAUCAAUGAUUCGAAAGUUCCAGAGGCGGCAACAAAUACAAUGGGCCCAUCAUCAUCACAAGUGGCUGAAGAAGAGAGCAGAGAGGUGGCUGAAGGACAGAGCAGAGAAGCCAACCGUCAAUCCUUCACGGAACCACAAUCACGUGACAUGCCCACUCAUGCUGAGGUGGAGGCUGAAGAAGAGAGCAGGGAAGCCAACGGUCAAUUUUCCACGGGGCCUUUAUUCUCACCAGGAUUCCUCCUCGAAGAUAUGGAACAGUUAAACUUCAGCCAACAGGAUGUCAUUUGGUUAAACUCUGCCCAACAAUCACAAAGAGAGCGUCAGUUUCAUCAGAGUUCAACAAUGCCGUCACAGGUGCAAAAUAGCCAUGUGCAACCAGUUUUGGUGGCCCCUCAACAUCAAAAUGCUCCACGUCAAUCCGAGAUAAGGAAUGUGCUGCAGAAUCCAACUGCACAAUCAUCAACAGCUCUAAGGGAUAUGGAUUUACGUAUCCUGUCUUCAUCGCAAGCUUCAAAUGCUGCUCCACAGUGGCCGACAGACGUUUCAAACUUCAACCAACAGGAUAUUAAUGAGCUAAACUCUGGUCAACAAUCACAAGCAGAGCGUCAAUUUCCUCAGAGUUCAACAAUGCCGUCACUGGCACAAAAUAGCCAUGGCGAAAGUUCCAUGAUGGCUUCAACGGAAGAAGUGCCGAAUUCUCAUAAUUUGCUAUGUCAACCACAUUGUUGCAUUCAAUCUCAAAUACAAAUGAAUGACCAGCAUACAAGUGACUCUCACAUUAUUGAGGCAACAACGGUUGAUUCGCAAGUUCCAGAGGUGGCAACAAAUGGGACAGGCCCAUCGUCAUCACAAGAUAUGAACAGGGGUUCUCCAGUCAUGGACGUACGAAGCAUCUAUGCCAACGAUGAAGAAAUAAGAAACCUGAAAAGAAAAGUGGAAGAACUCGACGACAAAGAAGCUGUCAUUAAGGAGCAGAUGGAGAUAGAGUCUGCUGCUUCCUCAGUUCAGAAGAAGCCGAGGAUAUUGGUUGAGAGAUGGCUGAAAGAGACAGAAAGGGCAAGAAAUAAUUUCCAAAUAAUUGGCCAAGCCAAUGCGGAAAUUUUGCCACCAAAGGAAAAGGUGGAGACAUUGACGAGAGAAGUGGAAGAACUCAUAGAAAAAACGCUUCCACAAACACUACUCAUAGAGGAGAGAGAUGCCAAAGGAGUCAAAUUUUUGGAACAAAAGCUGACGGGUGAAGUGAUUCAUAGGAACAUUGAGUUGAUUUGGGACCGUCUGAAGGAGAAUCAUGCAUGCAAAUUGGGUAUUUGUGGAAUGGGUGGUGUUGGGAAGACAACUAUCAUGAUGCACAUACAUAAUAGACUUCUCGAAGAUGCAACCUUCGAUGGUGUGGUUUUUAUCACUGUGUCUCAAGAUUUCAGCAUUAAGAAUUUGCAGAGUGAUAUUUGGAAGGCACUUGAAUUUGGUGUUAUGAAGGAUGAGCAUGAGAAGAAACGAGCAGCAAUGUUGUCGGAGCAAUUAGAAAGAAAGAAGAAUUGUGUAUUGAUUCUUGAUGAUGUGUGGGAACGUCUUGAUCUUGAAGAGGUAGGAAUCCCUGUUAGAGCAGAUGGAUGUAAGUUGGUCUUAACCACUCGAUCCUUUGAUGUAUGCUGCCAGAUGCAUUGUCAAGAGAAAAUCAAAAUUGAACCUCUAUCUCAAAUAGAAGCUGAGAGUCUAUUUUUGGAGGAGCUUGGAUCCGAAGUUCCACUUAAUUCGGAAACUAAAGCAAUUGUGAAGUCCAUUGUUGAAGAAUGUGCAGGAUUGCCAAUUGGAGUCAUCACGAUGGCAAGAAGCAUGCGAGGAGUGACUGAUGUGUUUGAAUGGAGGGAUUCCCUGGUUAAAUUGGAAGAAUCGAGUAAGGGGCAAACAGAUAUGGAGAAGAAGGUCUUAAUGAAUCUAAAAUUCAGUUAUGAUCGCCUUGGUAAUCCUGAUGUGCAACAAUGCUUCUUGUCUUGUGCACUUUAUCCAGAAGAUGAAUUGAUUGAUAAGUUUGAGUUGGUAGAAUUCUUUAUUGACCAAGGAUUGGUUGGUGGAUUGAAUACGAGGAGGGAACAAUAUGAUAGAGGCCUCACCAUAUUGAACAAACUACGAAAUGUUUGCCUAUUGGAAGAUCAUGGGAGCAAGAUGAAGAUGCACGAUUUGAUUAGAGACAUGGCAUUGCACAUCAUGAGUGUGACUUCCAUUGUAAAAGCAGGAAAGCGGUUGGAAAGUAUUCCAUCAGAGGAAUAUUGGACGGAUGCUUUGGAGAAAGUUUCUCUGAUGAGAAGCAAAAUAAGUAAAAUUCCACUGAACAUGUCACCAAAUUGUCCUAAACUAUCAACUUUACUACUGAAUGAAAGCUUGUUAGGGGAUGUGGUCCUCCCUGAUUCUUUCUUCAAACAGUUAUGUGGGCUAAAGGUUCUAAACCUGAGUGGAUGUGAACUAACAGAACUUCCAAAUUCCAUCUCAGAUUUGGUAAACUUAAGGGCACUAUUGCUUAGAGGGUGUUGGGGAUUGUGCCAUAUUCCUUAUUUAGGGAAGCUCACAUCUUUAAGGAAGCUGGACGUUGGUGGCUGUUCUAAGCUUAAAGAAGUGCCCGAGGGUCUGGAAAUGUUGGUGAACUUGAGAUACCUUGAGAUUUUUGUUGAAUUACCUGAAAGAGUACUGGAGGGUUUGCUAAACUUGCAACAUCUUAAAGUUGAUUUUCUAGAUGGACAAGACAUGACAAAAUUGAGGGCACUGGAGACACUCGAAUGCUCUUUUGAAGAUGCGAAUGAUUUCAAUAAGUAUGUGAGGGUUAUUGAACAGAGUAACUCUCGCUGCUAUUAUUCUCUCUGUUAUUAUCUUGACAGGGGUGACAAAUAUCAUGAUGAGGAAUACUGUGAUAUUACUCAAAUUGAGUAUCUAAAGAGGGAAGUCAACAUUUGGGGGUGGGAUCAUGCUAUUGUGAGUGUGGGAGGGGAAUGCACCAGCAUUUUUAUUUUGAUUCCCCAAAACGUGCAGAAAAUGGCAAUUACUUGUUGCAACGGUAUAACAAGUUUGUCUAGCAUAGGUCCGCUUGAAUACCUUGAGGAGCUAUAUAUAGGAUACUCAGAAAACUUAGGGGUGCUCUAUAGAGGAGAAGACGAAGAGGUAAUUGACAUCUUUGCCCCAGCCCUUGCGCCUUUCCUCUUCUCGAGCCUUAGGGUUUUAACAAUAUAUUAUUGUCCGAAACUGAAGUAUGUCUUUGGGCAUGGGUCUAAAUCCAACCUUCCACAUCUACGAGAGAUUGAUAUAUCUGAAUGUGAGACGGUGGGGAUAAUAGCAGCAGUUACAUCCCCACCACCACAUCCGCUCCCAUUUUUCCCUAGUCUGGAACAGAUUAGCAUUAGAGGCUGUGACAAGAUGAAGAGAGCGGUGGAAUCCGAGUGGAUGCCCCACUUCCCUAAUCUAAGAAGAAUCACAGCAUUUAAUUGUGCGGAGAUGGAGGAGAUAAUUGGAGGUCCUCCCCCAUACUCGCCGGAUGAACAGAUUUCUCUCGAAUCUCUUAAGGUAAGCCUUUGCCAUAACAUGCGAAAGCUGCUUACGUAUAAGUGGCUGCUCCAUCUUCGAAAUCUUCAAAGUAUCGAGGUCGCUGAGUGCGAAGGAAUGGUGGAGUUGAUAAGCGGAGCGGGACAAGGCCAAGAAGGAAGCAUAACGACUUCUGUAAACAACACUCCUUCAUCCUUCCAGCCUUCUUCAAUUUCUCUCCCAAAGCUAGAGUGUUUGACGCUACGCAAUCUACUCCGGCUGAAGAGCAUAUACAAAGCCCCAAUAAGCUGCGAUUCCAUGAAAAGAUUGGACGUGUACGGAUGAUUGACUUAUUUCAAGUGCCAUACGUUGUUGCAAAUGGAUGUGGUACUGUAAAGUUCCAUAUUUACUAAACUAGAAUAAUCACAGGGUCCAUAGAUGUGAUGAAGUACUUGUAUAUCAACGAAAUAAGAUGCAUGUUCCUCGCGCAUGGUUUGACCAGUGCCAUACUACGAUCUAGGCAAAUUUGACAGUGUUGCUUAAUCUAAACAUUUUACUACAGA
Eucalyptus grandis is the source of this 5253-nucleotide messenger RNA. Its product is annotated as probable disease resistance protein At4g27220. The record is from RefSeq and is a predicted model, not a curated record. Gene Ontology annotation, molecular function: ADP binding; protein binding. The transcript is spliced from 9 exons. The coding region runs from base 158 to 5035 and encodes 1625 amino acids. NCBI's taxonomy places the organism in Eukaryota, Viridiplantae, Streptophyta, Magnoliopsida, Myrtales, Myrtaceae.